Humulus lupulus (European hop) is the source of this 1434-nucleotide messenger RNA. RefSeq lists its product as uncharacterized. The record is from RefSeq and is a predicted model, not a curated record. Gene Ontology annotation, molecular function: nucleic acid binding. Bases 1 to 1434 code for a protein of 477 amino acids. The transcript is spliced from 5 exons. Lineage: Eukaryota; Viridiplantae; Streptophyta; Magnoliopsida; Rosales; Cannabaceae.
AUGGAUGAUUUUUCGGUUUAUGGAUCAUCUUUUGACACGUGUUUGACGAAUUUGGAGAUGGUGUUGAGAAGGUGUGAAGAGUCGCAUUUGGUGCUUAAUUGGGAAAAGUUCCAUUUUAUGGUAAAUGAAGGAAUUGUAUUGGGGCACAAGAUUUCUAAGAAAGGCAUUGAAGUGGAUAGGGCAAAAAUUUCAACGAUAAAGAAUUUGCCACCACCAGUUUCAGUAAAAGGAGUACGGAGUUUCUUAGGUCAUGCGGGAUUUUAUAGGAGGUUUAUCAAAGAUUUUUCUAAAGUUUCGAAGCCACUGUCCACUUUGUUAAUGAAUGGGGUUACGUUUGAUUUUGAUGAGAAGUGUCAACAAGCUUUUAAGACACUUAAGGAGAAAUUGAUUUCGGCACCUAUAGUUGUUGCGCCUCAAUGGGAUUUACCAUUUGAAUUGAUGUGUGACGCCAGUGAUUAUGCAAUAGGGGCAGUGUUGGGACAAAGAGUUGACAAGGCAAUAAAGUAUCUUAUGAGUAAGAAAGAUUCCAAGCCUCGUCUUAUUCGGUGGAUUUUGUUAUUACAAGAAUUUGAUGUGGAAAUUAAGGAUAAGAAAGGUACUGAGAAUUUGGUGGCUGAUCAUUUGUCUCAUUUAGAGGUUGAGGAAGAUUCUCUUGAUAAAGAAGUUCAGAUUAAUGAUGCUUUUCUGGAUGAGCAGUUGUUCGAAGUAAGUGUUUGCAAGGAUGUUCCAUGGUUUGCGGAUUAUGUUAAUUAUUUGGCUGCUAAGGUUAUACCUCCUGAAAUGACAAGGCAACAAUUGAAGAAAUUUUAUUCGGAGGUGAAGCAUUAUUAUUGGGAGGAGCCUAUUAUGUAUAAGCAUUGCCCAGAUCAAGUUAUUCGAAGAUGUGUGCCAGAAGAGGAGAUGUUGUCAAUUUUAACUCACUGUCAUAGUUUGCAUUGCGGCGGUCAUUUUGGCAGAACAAGAACAGCAGCGAAGACUGGGAAUAUAUCAAGAAGAGAUCAAAUGCCAAUGACUGGUAUUUUGGAAGUUGAGCAAUUUGACAUAGUAAAUACUUCGAGGAAGGAUUGGUCAAAGAAGCUCGAUGAUUCACUUUGGGCUUAUCGCGCGGCAUUUAAAACUCCGACUGGUAUGUCACCAUCUCGAUUGGUGUUUGCUAAGGCUUGUCAUCUACCAGUGGAGCUGGAGCAUAGAGCUUAUUGGGCUGUGAAAAAGUUAAAUGUUGAUCUCUUCACGGCAGGGCUUAAACUUUUUCCUGGUAAAUUGAAGUCACGAUGGUCAGGAUCGUACACGGUAGUUGUAUCACUUUCUUAUGGAGCAGUGCAAAUUCAUAGUGAAAAGACGGGACAUUUUAAGGUGAAUGGUCAGAGAUUGAAGCAUUACUUGGAGGGUCCGGUGGAAAAAUGCAGGUCCGUGGUCGGGUUGGAACCAAUUUGA